UGGCAAUGUCAGUUGCUAGCUCAAAGCUGGUACAAAUCUGAGUAAAAUAAGUGAUUAUAUAUUAUUUCUUAUUUUAGAAAUUAAAUUAAAAAGAGUAAAGAAAGCUUGGUCUGUUUUUUGCAUAUUUUACGGUAGCAGUGGCGGUGGUUAAUCAUUCAAUGGCUCUCUUUCUGAUGCAGGCGUGGGUAUAAAUGCAGAACUUUUUCCGUUUACCCUUUCUUUUUCUCUUCAAAUACCCUUCUCUAAUCUCUCUUUCUCUCUCUACCUGUCCUCACCCUUUAUAUCUCAGUGUGUUUCAGAAGUCCUUCUGAUCUCUCUUCUCUUUGACGGUUUUUCAUACGGAGCAUAUAACUUGUAGCAGUGAAUGGUAGUUUCUGAGCAAAACAGGACAGUUUGAACAAAGCCCAAAUUCAACAAAGUUCCAGUAAAAGCUACAAUGGAGGAAAGAAUGCUAAAAGUACAAAGGAAUCUCAAGUGGGUAUCUUUCUCUUUCUACUUUUAGUUGGGCUUUCUCUGUUUCAGAGCUCUUCUGUAGCUCUGACUAGGGUUUCUGCAGGGGUUUUGAAUGCUGGGUUAUGAUCCUGAAAUCAAUGCUCUCUUUUCUUUUGUGGAUAUUUCGGGGACCUUUUCAGCUCUUCAAUUGAAGUGUCUAUGUUCUUUGGGGCUUCUGUUCUGUAAAUUUGGACCAAUUUGGACCAAUUUGUUCAGGACUCAUUGUUACCUUCGGAAAUAAUAGCAGUUUUACCUGUGUGUAUCCAAUACAUUUCAGCAUACAUAGUUUCCAGUUCAGGCUUUGAAGUGGACUUUUUCCUCCCUUUUAUUAUCUUCUCUUUCUUUGUUGCUUAAUCCGUCUUUGGGAAUCUUCCUAUCUGGUUUCAGAGAUAGACUGUGCGGUUUUAGGCAGAUCUCUGUAAAACAGUGAGCUUUUUUUUGAGUUGGUGUUAUUUCUGGUCCUUGUGGGAUUUGAUUUUUGAUUUCCUUGUUCUAAGUUGGAAGAUUUAUGAGUUUAUCUUGGGUUUUGAUCAGACUUUGAUCUUCUUCUAAGUAUCAUUGUGUAUAUGAAAGCCUGUUAGUCUUUGGCGAUUUUUUAAGUUCUUCUCUGUUCUAAGAGUGUUACAGGUGUUACAAAUUGCUUGUCUGUUUGAAGUUAGUUUUGGAUUAGGGGAAGAUAUUUUCCUUCUUUCUACCUUUUUUGUACUUGCUUGGGGUUGGGGGGUAUGGACUUGGGUGACCAGGAUAAAUUUGGCUUGGAGAAGAGGAGUGGGGAUUCAAUGAACUAUCAUUCAUCGAAUAUGUCUCCAGACUGGCGAUUUGGCGGUGCCAAUCUCACGAAUCAGCCAAUUGGGUUGGUUCCUACAGAUAACUCAUUUCCCGUUUGCAAAGGGGAUCUGAUGGGUUCCUCUGCUUGUUCAUCUAUGUCCAUGGGAGACUCAUUUUGCCCGAGUCUAUGGGACCACCCCAAUCCACCGAGCUUGAGCUUCUGCGACGGUAAUGUUCAGGCCAGUACGAGCACCGGUAAUGCAAUGGCGAUUAGGGAAGGGGUUCCUGGUUCCUCAAGAACUGGGAUUGACAAAGCACCAGAUAUCAGCUGGAAUCCCUCGAUGUCUAAAGCUGGUGUCUUUUUACAAGGAGGUGCUGGGAUCCUCCCUCAGAGCUUAUCUCAAUUUCCUGCUGAUUCUGCCUUCAUUGAGCGAGCUGCCAGGUUCUCAUGGUUCAGUGGUGGGAAUUUUGGUGACAUAGUGAAUCCUUUUGGUGUAUCUGAAUCCUUGAGUUCUUAUUCCAAAGGUGAAGGAACAGUUCAAGGGGCCCCAGAAGACCUCUCAGCUAAUGGUUUGAAACCUGUAAUAGGUGCCCAAGUUCAGAGCAAUGAGCUGAGUAUGCCUGAAGUUUCAAAAGAUGUUUCCCUGUCUGUUGAGCAUGGGGCACUUGAAGGGAGUCCAAACAAGAACAAUAGAAAGAUUGGGAGUUUUGGUAGGCCUCGUGAUGAAGCAAAACAAGGGAUUGGUGUUUCCAGCAGUGAGACUGACGAAGCUGAGUUUAGUGGUGGUGUUGUUCAGGAGGAUCCACCAUUGAUAGAGGGUGGUAGUGGAGAACCUUCUUCCUACAAGGGAAUAAGCAAUAGGAAAAGGAAAAAGAGUUUUCAGGAUACUGAGCUGGACCAAGUUAAAGGAUCUCAGCAAUUACGUGGUGAAGCUGCAAAGAACAGUGACACCAAACAGAAGAGUGACCAAAACCCAGCUUCUACUAGCCCAAAGCCUUCUGGGAAACAUGGGAAAGAUAGCUCUCAGGCUGCUGAUUCAUCGAAAGAAGAUUUUAUACAUGUUAGAGCUCGAAGAGGUCAGGCAACAAACAGUCACAGUCUUGCUGAAAGAGUAAGAAGGGAAAAGAUAAGUGAAAGGAUGAAGUUUCUUCAGGACCUCGUACCUGGUUGCAGCAAGGUUACGGGUAAGGCAGUGAUGUUGGAUGAAAUCAUUAACUAUGUGCAAUCACUGCAAAGACAAGUUGAGUUCUUGUCGAUGAAGCUUGCUGCCGUUAAUCCUCGUCUAGAGUUCAACAUAGAGGGGCUCCUUGCAAAAGAUAUUCUUCAGUCUCGAGGUCCUAUGAUGGGGUUUCCACCAGAUAUGAAUAUGUCUCAUCCCCAGCUACAUCCACCACCGUUGGGAUUGAUCCAAGCAGGAAUUCAUGGCAUGGGAAACCCCUCAGAUGCACUUAGGAGAACAAUUAAUUCACAAUUGACAGCCAUGAAUGGAGGGUACAAGGAACCUACCACUCAGCUACACAAUGAAUGGGAUGACGAGCUGCACAAUGUUGUCCAGAUGAGUUUUGGUACCAGCAGUCAGGAUUUAAAUGGUUCUCUGCCACCAGGACAUAUGAAAGUUGAACUUUGAUUAAUGGUAGCUUCAGCCACCUAGUAGUUAUCGGUGCUUCCUUCCUACAUGUCAAAAUUUCAAGCAGAUGAAAGUUCUGUCAAAUUCUUAAAAUCAUUAGGAUGCAAAAUAUAUACUAUCAUCUGUAUCUGUACCAAAAGAUCCAUUAGUAGCAAGUUAAUAUUGACUCUGGAACCUUAUCUAAAGGUUACACUUGUUGUAUAGCAGUAGGGAAAGCCACUCUACCCUAAAAGCUUCUUGGGUGUAUUAUAUGGCAAAAAUUAUGUCCUUAUUUCAGUUGUAACCAUGGGUGGUGCAAAAUCCUUUUGUAUAUGGUGGAGAUAAGAGUUGUCCAUUAUGGAGAGGGGAUUGAGGGGUUGGUUGAAUUUGCUGUAAAAUAAAUGUUCAGAAGCUUUCUGAGAGAUUUUGUGGAGUGGAAGGUCAAUGGGGUUGUUUCUUAUUGAAUUCGUUGUGAAUCUUGGGCUGAUGUUAGGAGACAAGGCUUGGUUUCCUGGUAUUGGAUUUGCAGUUGAAAUUAGUUGCAGAUGGAAAGUUGACGUAAGUUUUAUCAUAUAUUUACAAGUUUAAUUAUUAUUAUUAUUGUUA
Macadamia integrifolia is the source of this 3473-nucleotide messenger RNA. Its product is annotated as transcription factor bHLH49. NCBI's taxonomy places the organism in Eukaryota, Viridiplantae, Streptophyta, Magnoliopsida, Proteales, Proteaceae. The record is from RefSeq and is a predicted model, not a curated record. The transcript has 8 exons. The coding region runs from base 1218 to 2888 and encodes 556 amino acids. Gene Ontology annotation, molecular function: protein dimerization activity; DNA-binding transcription factor activity. Gene Ontology annotation, biological process: regulation of DNA-templated transcription. Gene Ontology annotation, cellular component: nucleus.